CUGACACUCUUCAUACCACUUAAUAUCUUCCAAUCUUUUUAUGCAAAAGCACUCGUUUUUAGUGCGUUAACCCGAAGAAUUCGGGGACACACAUCCACUGAUGAUGUUCGGAUAUCAACAGCACCUGAUAAAUGGCCGGGUGUUAAUAAUUUGGUUGCAUUAUUGAGUCGGGAGAAAGGCGAUGAAACCCCUCACCUUCGACAGGUUUUAGCGGAAUGCUUUAUCGCCAUAACAAUGUCACUGUUUUGUUUCGCACUUGCCGUCUACGAUUCGAGAUGGUUGUAUCGGUUAGUUGCACAUGAGAUGGAUGCUAUGCAGUUUUCCCUCAUAUUUGGUGGAGGAGGGGAGAAGAAAGUCCCUCCGCUCCUCGUACAAGGAAACCGUCGAAUGUUCCUGAUGCGGAGGCUUUGCGCUCUAAAUUGCAUGCUAAGGUUUCGUUUAUGGAGUUUGGAUAGGGACUAUAGAAUCCUGGUAUUUGGGGCGGAUGUACCUCAGUCCGGUCCACAUUCCGGUCAAACAUCACCGGCUGUUGAGCAAACAGUGACGAAAUGGAUACCGCCGCAAAAGAAUAUUGUGCAAUUUUUCGCUGACAAGCCAGCAAUAAAUUCCAAAGAUGAACUUGGUGUGGACUUUGAUUCAGACGAUGAAUCGGGGAAAAGCACAACGAGUGACUUAGAGGAAGAUCGGUGUGAGAAUGCAAACCCGGCAUCAUUUGCAUGGCAGUUAAUACGUUUAGCCCUAGUGGAGCAGCAAAUUUACAAAAUUCGUCAUUUCUUAGUGCUCGCUGGGUUUGAUGCCAAUGAGAUUCCUGGCGUGGCUCCUCGAGUUCAAACUGUUUUGCGGCUCUUGGAUGAGUGGGAAAUACAGUUGCGGCAGUGCUUGAAGUCAUAUCGUGGAGGUUGUCCGGUUGAUCUUCUACCAAAUAUGACCAUCGACAUUGCGGACGCGAACUCACCUCUAAUGAAUUUGCCCAAUUCUCACAGGAAAUACGCGGUCAUAGCGGAGAAGCACAAUACACCUUUUGAGUCUGAAGAUCUUCGCGCAGGUCCAUUGCGGCGGCUGUGGGCGUAUUUGACUAGACAAGAGAACUUGCAACCCUUGUUCGUACGUCACAUUUUUGCAUCACGUGGCCAGCAGGAGCAACCAAUCGAGAAGAAUGAUACUUUGGCUACUAUUGAGAAUCAUCCGCUGCCUGAUGCUUUCAAGAUCAUUCAAAAGGAUAGUGAACCUAUUGUUGCUUUUGCUUGUGACCAGGAAAGACCUGGUUGGUUAGUGGUUUCCACUGGUCGAGAGUUGCAAGAAAUGGAUAUUUCUGGUAUAUUUGAAGAGUGCAACAACGCAUCUUCAUGGUUGUACAACCGGACUGAGUUAGAUCAGCUUACACCAUGGAUCAUUGAUAGAAGUAGAAAAGGUCUUCAUAAGAUGUUCAAGAGAACCAUAAGUGGUAUUCGCCGUAUCGAUUCUCAUCCAAAUGCUCCUUUAUAUGUCACUGGAUCUUCAGAUGGAUCGAUAAGGGUGUGGGAAUGGGGUGUUGGACAACCUGUGUAUACUGCCCGCGUUGCCGGUCAAUACGCUAAGGUUUCUAAGAUCUCAUUCUCUUGCAAUGGUAACAAAUUCGCAGCUGUGGACGGUGAUGGAAUGAUGUGUCUUUGGGAAGCUUGUCGCUCGGCAGAACUGAAAAAACCUUCAUCAGUGUUAAUAACUGCUGGUGCUUCUUCCGGAGAAUUCAAUUUGGCGCUAUGGGACACUUUAUUGCCACAAAACCGUGCUUUAGUUCACUCAUGGGUCGCACACAAUGAAGGAGCAUCGGUGGCGAUGUACUUGCCGAGCCAACAGGCAAUAGUAUCCGGUGGACGGCACGGCGACUUGUGUUUGUGGGAUAUUCGACAACGUCAGCUGCGUGCUACUGUAAAAGCCUUCGAAUCUCAUCAGAUUGUUAAGACGUUGGUCACUGAUUACACGCAGGAUCUGAUUGUAGCUGGAUCAAGUGAUGGUGAUAUUAAGAUUUGGUCAGCUGACAUGAACCCCCAAUUGAUGUACUCACUUCCCGGCGAGCACGCUGCCAAAGUUGCUCAAUCAACGGUACAGGGUGUUCAGCAACUAUACAUUGACCAACAACUUCGUCUGUUUUCAUGUGGUGCAGACGCAAGUCUGAAAUUUCGCAUGCUUCCCUCAGUUUACAACAUAACACAUCUCAUCUAG
Molecule: messenger RNA, 2202 nt
Organism: Angiostrongylus costaricensis
Lineage: Eukaryota; Metazoa; Nematoda; Chromadorea; Rhabditida; Metastrongylidae
Source: the annotation of a GenBank genome assembly